GCACUGGGGCUGGAAUCACAGGCAGACUGCUCACGGAGAAAGCACUCUGCAAAUUCUGAUAUCUCAGGCAAAAGUUUCAUAGGUGGUGGGCCAUGGAGCUUCUUGUGAAUAUAAGAAAAUGGAUAGAAGAAAACAAAGCUGCCUUUUUGCCACCUGUUUGCAAUAAGCUUAUGCAUCGCUAUCAGUUAAAUGUGAUGUUUGUUGGAGGGCCAAAUGAAAGGAAGGAUUAUCAUAUCGAAGAAGGAGAAGAGCUUUUUUACCAGGUUCAAGGAGAUAUGUGUUUGAAGAUAAUUGAAAAUGGGAAACACAAAGACAUUGUCAUCCGAGAAGGGGAGAUGUUCCUGCUACCUGCCAGGAUACCUCAUUCUCCUCAGAGAUACAAAAACACUGUGGGUCUUGUGAUUGAGAGGGAAAGAUUAAAAACAGAAAUGGAUGGGCUAAGAUACUAUGUUGGAGAAUCAACUGAUGUCCUCUUUGAAAAAUGGUUUCACUGUGAAGAUCUCGGCACUCAACUUAUACCAAUAAUUCAAGAGUUUUUCAACUCAAGGCAAUAUAAAACUGGAAAACCAAACCCAGAUGAACUCCUGAAAGAAACACCUUUCCCACUGAAUUCCACUUCUGUUAUGGAGCCAUUUUCCUUCUCAAGCUGGUUAAAUGACCAUCGUUGUGAAAUAAAACAGAAAAAGUCCUUAAGUAUGUUUGGAGAUAAUUUUGAAACAGAGGCUAUAGCUUAUGGACCAGGAACAACUGAGAAAAGUAAAAAGGAUUCAGAUAUCUGGAUAUGGCAGCUGGAGGGCACAUCGACUGUUGCCAUGGAUGGUAAAUCCCUGACACUCUCUGCUGGUGACAGCCUGCUUGUCCGUGCCCAGUCUGUGUACUGCUGGAAAAGAGCAGAAGAUUGUGUUGCUCUCUGCAUCGCUCAGGAUCCAAAACGCAAACAGCCUUAUAAAUAACUCCUCUGUCACUUGGCUUUGAGGAUAACCAAGUUUUAACCUACCUACCUUAAUUAUAUUCUACUCAGAAUGCCUGGAAAUUUGAAUACUCUAACACAAUGAUGAAGUGGAGUCAAGUGCUGUGCCCAAUUAAAACUUUUUCCCCCAAGUAGUUAAAGUUUUAGCAAAAUUUAUAAUCAGUAUUUUUUUUAAGAUCUAGUGUUUUGUUAGAUUUUAUCUGAAAGGAAAUGACAACAUAUCGAAGUAGCAGGAUUACAUAUGUAGUAAUACCUGACACUAUCUAGAUUAAACUAGAUUCCUUUCAAAUGCAAGUCUCUGCCACAAAAUGUAGAAAGGGAGACAUUGGACAGAUAGUGUUACACUUCUUAGGUAACAGGCUGGAUGCUGUGUGCAUGCUACACUGAACAUAGCCCUGAACAUGGGACUAAACAGGAGCAUCUGGGUCAUGGGUGUGCUCCUGUGCAGCAGAAUUCUCAAGUCAAAUUCACCUUUAGAGGUAUGUUAACGGAUUAGAGAGCAGAAAAAUUAUUAUAAUC
Zonotrichia albicollis (white-throated sparrow) is the source of this 1489-nucleotide messenger RNA. It is a transcript of the gene HAAO, whose product is annotated as 3-hydroxyanthranilate 3,4-dioxygenase. Lineage: Eukaryota; Metazoa; Chordata; Aves; Passeriformes; Passerellidae. Gene Ontology annotation, cellular component: cytoplasm. Gene Ontology annotation, molecular function: iron ion binding; 3-hydroxyanthranilate 3,4-dioxygenase activity. The record is from RefSeq and is a predicted model, not a curated record. Gene Ontology annotation, biological process: 'de novo' NAD+ biosynthetic process from L-tryptophan; quinolinate metabolic process.